CAAUAAAUGAACUUGUAGAUUCAAAUCCAUUAUCGAGCACGAAGAUGAUGUUUGUGUUCACGUUGACUUUCCCAUUUCUAUUCGUAACGCUGGUCGGGGCUACUGAAUAUGAGCAGAUUGUCCUUUCACCAUCCGAACCACGUCCGUCAGAUUCAGAUGUGUAUAAGGUCCAAUAUGAGCUAGAAAAGGCCGAGAUCUUCCCAACAGUCAUCGAUAAAUUCCUCCCAUCGUUUCUCCUAGAAGCCAAAUGGUCAUCUGGAGAACGGGCGGAACUUGGAAAUACAGUAAAAGUGGAUAAGGUGCAGAACGAACCAACCAUUACGGUACGGAGAGAUGAUUCUGGUUCAUCGUUAGGGGUUAUGGAGAACUCCAACGUAACAUACUCCAUUGUCAUCACCGACCCGGACGCGCCAUCCCGCGAUAAUCCAGAAUGGUCCGAGUUUUGUCACUUCAUCGCAACUGGCAUAAAGAUCUCGCAAUCCUCCGCCGUUGUGAGGGCAUCUAGCCUAACGGACAUUAUAUCGUACAGGCCACCAGGCCCGCCUCCUGAGACGGGAAAACAUAGAUAUGUUUUCCUACUUCUUGCGCCCGUAAAUGGAACUACAGAUCCGUUGAACCUUAGCAAGCCGAGCGAUAGGAGGAAUUGGGGCACAGGAAAGGCGAGGCACGGGGUGAGGGAUUGGGCUAAGGAGAAUGGAUUGCAACCUGUUGCAGCGAACUUCGUCUACGCUCAGAAUGAGAAACAGUAACUCUCUCAUGAAUUACAUGAAAAUUCAUCUUCCAUCUCUCAAGUGCUAGGUGUCAAUUUAGUAAGCAUAGUAUUAGGUAAUCAUAUUUUAUUACCUAGUACCUAGUAGAUAAGCACCUGCUUUUGGAUUUUCAAUUUACUUAGUACCUAAGCAACUUAGAAGCUGCUUAGUCAGUUCAAAUUGGGGUUCAACAAUGUUCAAAUAUUAUUAAUUCAUUACAUAAUUCUGUG
This is a messenger RNA of Annulohypoxylon maeteangense, 979 nucleotides long. RefSeq names its product PEBP-like protein. Gene Ontology annotation, molecular function: phospholipid binding; peptidase inhibitor activity. The transcript is spliced from 4 exons. Gene Ontology annotation, biological process: regulation of proteolysis; regulation of Ras protein signal transduction. Lineage: Eukaryota; Fungi; Ascomycota; Sordariomycetes; Xylariales; Hypoxylaceae. The coding region runs from base 45 to 749 and encodes 234 amino acids. The record is from RefSeq and is a predicted model, not a curated record.